GGGGUGGGGCGUCAGCGGGGCUAUGACUGGCGACUCGGAGUUGUCGCCAUUGUGAGUUCUGCAGGCGGAGGCGGCUGGGCCGCCCGCAGCGGGGGGUGUCUGGGACGGGACUAGAGGAGACGCGACGCAGGCUCGGAGGCACUGAUGGAUUGUGAGAAGGGUAAGACAGUGGCUUCCUGGCUUGCCAGUACUGUAGUUGGAGAAACAACGCCAUCUUUUACCCUUUUGCUACACCUAAGCAUUUAGGAGGCAAUGGGAUUUAGAGAAGCUUCAGCCCCUCUCAUCAAACUUAGGACUGUCAUAAGAAAGUGAACACUCAGAAUGGAGUCUAAACCUUCAAGGAUUCCUCGAAGGAUAUCAGUUCAACCCUCCAGUUCCUCCUCUUUAAGUGCUAGAACAUUGUCUGGAAGCAGAGGAAGCAGUUUAACUGAUGCAUAUCAUACAAGAGAAUCUUCACUGAGACUGGAUUCUGGAUGUCAGGAAUCCAGUCUGUUGCAUAGUUCCAGUAGAGACUGGGGAAUUGGAGAAAGAGGAGAAGCUCAUGAAACUCCUUGGAAGCUUACUAGUUCCUCUCCAACUCACUACUCGGGGACACUUGAUCGUCCAUGGUCUGGAAGAUUUUUGGGAAGCAGAAGCAGAUUGUCUACAUCCUCCUCCUCUCCCCUUUCAUCUACUUGGUAUGGUGAAUCUGAGAGAACUCAGGGAGCAUACUCAAGACUACAUAACCAGCAGCGGGAUAGUGAUUCAAAGAGACCUAAGCUUUCCUAUACAUCUACCUCUUCUGUGAGAAGUAAUGGCAUAAAUGCAGUUUCAGAUUCCUCAUGGAGGUAUAAUCAAGUUCCUAGAUCUUCAUCAGUGGUACUCAGUUCUCUGGGAACUGAGCUAGUGAGAGAGAGGAGAGAGCUAGAAAGGAGAACAGAUCCAUCUGUUAGUAGUCUUGUGGAUUAUAGUCACAGGAGUGGUGACUUUACAUCUUCAGCAUAUCUUCAGGAUAGACCUGCCUCUUCAUAUGCACAGGGAGCAAGACCAAAAGAUAAUUCAUUGAGCACUUUGAGGCUGAAUACAUCCAUGAACCGCCAGUUGCCUUCUGAACAUGAUUCAUCUUUAUUCUCUGGAGUCUCUAGCAGGAGCUCUUCAAGAUCUAACUAUUCUACAAGGGAAAUGGAAUCGUCUCAAAGGAAUAUACAGCCAGAGUUUACCCACAUUGCCAUUAGAGAUGAAAUUCCCUCCACAAGCAGCACUGAAAGGGUUGCGUCUCAAAGGUCACUCAGUGAGCCUCCAGCAGAUACUGAAGGAAGGCGUACAACUAGACAAUUACUAUCUCGUUUAGCUUCUAGUAUGUCAUCUACAUUUUUCUCACGGAGGUCUAGCCAAGACUCAUUAAAUGCAAGAUCAUCAGAUUCUGAAGAUUCAUGUGUUGUCCCAAGAGUUCAAACUUCUACCCAAUCUAGCACUAAUGCAACUGCACGUCCUGAAGUUCCAGGCCUUCAGACACCUGAAGCUUCUCAGGGAUUUAGCUUUCUGAGACGAAGAUGGGGCUUAUCAGGUGUUUCACAGAAUCAUAGUUCUGAUUCAGAUGCUGAAAGUUACAGACAAGAGCCUGAAAGUAGAAAUACAGGAUCCUGGUUAUCGUCAUCUCUAAGAAAUAGAUGUACACCUCUGUUCUCCAGAAGAAGGCGAGAAGGAAGAGAUGAAUCUGCAAGAACCUCUACCUCUGAAACACCUGCUAGAUCACUACACCUCUUUAGGAGAAGAGAGUCUAGCGAAGAGACUCCUCUUGAAGCACAGAGCAGCUCCCCUAGGACUGCUGCCAACAGACCACCAACACCAGCAGUAUCUAGCAGUCCUACAACUACUGCUUCCACACCAGAUUCAGCUCACAGUAGAAGUAGUUCUGGAAUAUCAGGAAUUCUUCCCGGCUCUUUAUUCCGGUUUGCAGUGCCCCCAGCAUUAGGGAGCAGCAUAUCUGACAAUGUGAUGAUAACAGUAGAUAUUAUUCCCUCAGGUUGGAAUCAACCUGAUGGAGAAGAAAGUGACAAGUCUAAAAUAUUACCUUCAAGAGACCCUGAAAGACUCCAGAAAAUUAAAGAGAGCCUCCUGUCAGAGGACACUGAAGAGGAGGAAGGUGAUCUAUGUAGAAUUUGCCAGAUGUCAUCUGCAUCUUCUACCAACCUCCUAAUAGAGCCAUGCAAAUGUACUGGAAGUCUGCAAUAUGUUCAUCAGGAAUGCAUGAAAAAAUGGCUGCAGUCCAAGAUUAAUUCUGGUUCUUCUUUGGAAGCAGUAACUACUUGUGAGCUGUGUAAAGAGAAGUUGCAUCUUAAUCUUGAAGAUUUUGAUAUUCAUGAACUCUAUAGGGCACAUGCAAAUGAACAAGCAGACUAUGAAUUUAUCAGCUCUGGUCUCUACCUUGUAGUAUUGUUACACUUGUGUGAACAACGCUUUUCUGAUAUGCUGGGAACUGCAAGUGAGGCCAGCACACGUGUCAGGCUUCAGAGGAUGAUUCCGAAGACAGUGAUGCUGGCAGAAGUUUUGACACUGCUUAAUGCUGCAAGAGCCAAACAGAAGUGCUGCAAAGAUGCUGAACUAGCAAGAAAGUACCAUCAAUAUGCAUUUAUUUUUUGCUCUCUUUAGUAGAAAGUGCAUUGAAUAUUACUAUAGUUUUUAAAGCAUUACUGAACUCAAUCUGUUGCUGCAUACCGGAACAUAAACAACGAAUUUGAAAACUAUUCAGCAAGGUGUGCAAGAGUUAGAUAUACAACACCGUAUCCCCUUUGAGAUGGGAUCUUAUGCCUUGUUUUGAAAAAGUAGAUUUUAAAUAUUUAAGGAAGUCAUAUCUCCCUUUAUAUUAAUGUCUUACUGUAGUCAAUUAGAUUGCUGGAUUGGUCUAUCAGGUUUUUCUCCUAUACUGGUAAUUGUGCGUUUUGGGGUGGCGGGACCCAUGUACUUAUAGCAUAAAUUUUCCUUUUAAAAAUGCUUAUGUUGUAGUUUCUUAUAAUCACUUGCUUCCAGUGUUAACAUAGGAUGAAUGGGUACUGUAAAACUACAGUGUUCAGUUUCCAAAUUUUAUUUGAAGAGUGUUAAACUCAAUAGCAAUAAGAACUUGCAAGGGGCUUCUACUAUUAAAGUGUUAAUGAUGGCUUUUUUAUGUACUGAUUUGGAAAUUUGAGAUUAUAUUUGAUAUUAUGUGGAUAUUCCAUUAAGGAAAUAUUGCAGCUGUAAACUCUUGCAUUUUGGCAUUCCUGGCAGAAAUGCAACUUGAUAGGAUUUAAAAUCUUAAUUGACCUGUUUAGUUUAAAAACCUUUUUUAGAUCCCACAUUCACUGUUAAAGCACUGGUUAUAUCAAUGUGUUUUCUAGUGUUGUCACUUCUUUAUAAAUAAAGAUGAUGCAUAGAA
This is a messenger RNA of Chrysemys picta bellii (western painted turtle), 3394 nucleotides long. RefSeq names its product membrane associated ring-CH-type finger 7 (gene MARCHF7). Gene Ontology annotation, biological process: protein autoubiquitination. NCBI's taxonomy places the organism in Eukaryota, Metazoa, Chordata, Testudines, Emydidae. Gene Ontology annotation, molecular function: ubiquitin conjugating enzyme binding; ubiquitin binding; zinc ion binding. Gene Ontology annotation, cellular component: nucleus. The record is from RefSeq and is a predicted model, not a curated record.